Messenger RNA from Rhododendron vialii, 576 nucleotides. RefSeq lists its product as uncharacterized. Lineage: Eukaryota; Viridiplantae; Streptophyta; Magnoliopsida; Ericales; Ericaceae. The transcript has 2 exons. The record is from RefSeq and is a predicted model, not a curated record. The coding region runs from base 1 to 576 and encodes 191 amino acids.
AUGACUAAGAGUCAGGAUAAAGUGCUCCUGACGGAGCAUGUGAGCUCCAUCUUUCAGAUUGAUAUCCCAACCAAGUGCAAAGACUCUGUUUGUCCCACCAUCCCUAUAGCUAUCGCAGGCCAGAAAAUUGAUCAGGCAUUACUGGAUUUAGGAGCCAGUGUCAACCUGCUCCCAUAUUCGGUAUACUUGAGGCUUGACCUUGGCAAUUUGAGAGCCACACCGGUCACACUACAGUUGGCUGACCGAAGUGUGAAAGUUCCGAAGGGGGUGGUGGAAGACGUUUUAAUUCAAGUGGACGAGUUCUUUUUUCCAGUCGACUUCAUUGCCUUGGACACAUUCCCUGAGUCGAGGAUGAUAAGAAAAGUGCAUGAGGUGAAUUCGAUUGACACGCUGGUGCAAGAGCAUGUCUAUAGUAUUUUAUAUAAGGUUCCUCUGGAGAUAGCCUUAGCCGUCGAGAAGGUGUCAUUCUUAGAUUCUUCAGAGGUAAGGAGUUUAAUGGAGAUGUCUGCACUUGAGGAUGUGUGUAGCACCCCUUGGGACCCAGUUCUUGAGCCGUUGGGUGCCCCAUUGUCUUAG